Cyclospora cayetanensis is the source of this 2268-nucleotide messenger RNA. RefSeq lists its product as uncharacterized. The record is from RefSeq and is a predicted model, not a curated record. The annotation marks the transcript as partial. Lineage: Eukaryota; Apicomplexa; Conoidasida; Eucoccidiorida; Eimeriidae. The transcript has 6 exons.
GCUCCGGCAGCGGCUCCAGCUGCAGAUGCAGCCGCAGCCAGCGCAGCAAACCCAAGAAACACCAAGCCAACGCACUCCUGGCGAUCAGAGCGAGCUUGGCAGUUGGAGGCCCCCAAGGGGGGGCCCUUUAGGCGGGAGACUUCGAAUGGCCACACGUCUCCAGAAGCUCCUUUGCCCGGUACAACGGAGGGUGGAGACCUCACCAAUGGGGAGACGGAGGAUCCACCCCCUGGAGAGCCACCGGGUGGAUGGCAGGAGACACACGACAACGCAGUUUCCGGCCAUGACUCCCAGGGAUCACCAGAAGCAGCUUCUGCGGCAGAUGCAGAUCGAAGCAGAAGCUUUGCAAGCGCGGAACAUGUUGACAUCAACGGAAUUCCGGUGGAGAGGAGCGAGAUGGAGGGGCCUCGGAGGUUUGUCUCAGACGAUCUGUCUCGCCUCUGGCUCGUCUACAGAAACAGCAGGGCAGGUGCGGGCCAGUGGCGUGCGGAGGUGUCAGCCGCUCAAGAGGGGAGUCCCUUUGGAUUGGACGCAAGUCAUGGAUUCGUGACGCACAGACACACCGUCGCCGGCAUGGAAGCUGGCAUUUCUGAGGCCGUUUGGGGGCUGGAGGGUGGACAGAAGCUCGUUAGAUACUGCAGCGAUGCGGAAGGCUUCUUAGGCGUGCCCCAGCUGGGCCCUCAACAGCAACGGCUCUCCUCUGCAUUUAGGGCUGCAACCAGCGCAGACUUCUUCAUGGCACCUCCCAAGAAGCCUCGGACUGUCGAGGCGAAGCUGCGUUCCUUGCUGCAGCGCCUGGAAGCGGAGAGCCACUCCGACAUUGUCUCCGACAUCCCUGCCGCCACCGUCGGUAAAGCGGCUGGGGGCCUCUAUAGUGGGGGCCCCGAAGAGGAGGCCCGCGAGAGCCGCCGGUGGGGCCUCCCCUGGAGAAUUCUGUCGCUGUUAGGACAGAUCCUUCUGGCCGGCUGUCGCUGCUGGCUCCUCCCAACUUUGACAUCUCCAGCAGGCCUGCUAGCCAUCUUGGCACGCACUUUGGCGUGGUGUGGGGUUUGGUUGUGGGCAACAACGUACAUGGAGAGGGCCCCCGGGAUGAAGGGCCUCCUGAAUUGGUCUUUUACGGCCCUCCCACAUACGUAUUCGGUGGUGGAGGCUCUCUUUGUGUGGAUGGUGACGGGGGAUUACUGUGUGGGCCUCAUAACGGCCUCCUCGCCCUUGAACUUUGUGCUGUCUCCGCACUCCAUUAUUGACAUCGUUACCUUGCCCAUCUCGGCGAUGGUGAUCCGGCUCUUUGUCUCUGAUCCCAAGGCGCAGAACUAUCCCUGGCUCUUGGGGCUUGGAUGGCUGCGUUUCCUGCGGCUCCUGCGCACGGAGACAGUCUUAGGCACGUGCUUUCCAACGCUGUCUCUGGUGUCUCUGCGCGUGGUGUCGAUCGGUGUUUCCUGGCUCAUGAUCGUGCUGACUUUCGCGGGUGGCAUCUUCAUUCUGGAAGCCCCCGAUGUCGAAGCGAACUACAUGUCAGUCUUCGACUUGUGCUUUUACGCAGUUGUGACGGUCAUGACUGUAGGCUAUGGCGAUUUCGCUCCGAGGACCCCUGCCGGAAGGGGGCUAGCCAUGUGCGUCAUCGUCUCCGCCUUCGCAUACCUGCCCGGCGAGAUCCAACGGCUCAUGGAGGCCCUCAGAGAGCCGUGCACUUCUUACGGAACCAUACCCACGCAAGACGAAGACUACCUGUGCAUUCUAGGGCCCAUACAACCGCAGCAGUUGACUGCCUUUUGCUUCGAGGUGGGACGUGCCUUCCCAGGAUCCGCGUCUGCCUUGCUCUUCAUAACGCCCCUUCCUGUCCCCGCGUACGUUGAAGCUUGCCAAAAGGCAUUCAAACACUCGGGUGUCAGGAUUUGCAUCAAGGGGGGGGCCAGAGGGGCCCUUCUCCCCUCAGCCAUCCGUGCCGCAUGCACGGAAGCGCGAGCUGUCUUCGUCUUCAGCAACAGCAGACCCUACUCCAUCACUGGGGCGCUUCCUCAAGCCUUCGGAGGCCGCAAGAGUGCAGAGGGCCCCCUUCUAGCUCCCGGAUCUGGAGAGAGUGGAGGAGCUGCGCAGGCUGUCCUGGCUUCCUGCCCCUUGUCGGCUGCUGGUUCGUCUUCUCGAAGCAGCAGAGGCGAAAGCCAUGGAGAGUGCCUGCACUUGGACGACGAGGCAGGGAAGACUUGCAGCAUUACGAGAGGGGCACAGGUUACACCAUCUACCGCAUGGAGUUCCCAGCGUGUGUAG